Molecule: messenger RNA, 4652 nt
Organism: Toxoplasma gondii ME49
Lineage: Eukaryota; Apicomplexa; Conoidasida; Eucoccidiorida; Sarcocystidae
Exons: 9
Coding region: 558-3671 (1037 amino acids)
Biological process (GO): rRNA processing
Cellular component (GO): nucleolus; small-subunit processome
Source: RefSeq, a predicted model, not a curated record
GUGUAGAGCUAAAGGUUCUUUUCUUUUCGCCGCUUUCCGAGGCUCUCCGGCCUCCGUUGAGUGCGUUUCUGGCGAUUCGAGACGCCCAGAUCUGCUGCGCUUCCCGACGAGAACGACGCGCGGCGCUCGACUUCGCAGAAGGCGACAGUGUCUCGCAGGCGAAACCGGAGACGGACUACUGGGUGUCGAGCGGCCAGCGAGAACCAAUGCGUUUUCUGCGGCGCAAACAGGCUUCACUCACUCGCUGCUUCGAAGACUGAAGGUCUCUGCGUCGGUAUCGUAUGCACUCUCUGGAGGCGCGCAACGAACAAGGAUAGAAGGACGACAGGUCGCUGCCAGGCAGCAACUCCUCUCUCGAGGAAAAAGAGCCAGGGGAACGCCGUUCCUUCUCCGGAGUCUGGACUGCGAGAGAAAACGCUCUGCAGGCGUCUUUUCUCCGGCACCCGCAGCUUUCGCUCUCUCCCUCUGACUCCGUCUCGGCACCCUCUUUCGACUUCUCUGCGUUCCAGGUUUCUCUCGCGUUCUCGCCCUUCCUUACGCAGAUCCUGCUGGCCUCCAUGGCGCUCGAACGCAGGACAGCGCGGCGAGUGCCGCCUCGCAGUCAGAAGGAGCAAGAAGAACUAACGCCGUGGCUGACGGCUGGCCCUCAGGCGGAUGACAACGAGGAAGAAGAAAAAGAAGAGGAAGAAGAUGAAGAAGAAGAGGAAGAAGAAAAAGAGGAGGAAGAAGAAGAUGAAGAAGAAGAGGAAGAAGAAAAAGAGGAGGAAGAAGAAGAUGAAGAAGAGGAAGAAGAAGAUGAAGAAGAGGAAGAAGAAAAAGAGGAGGAAGAAGAAGAUGAAGAAGAGGAAGAAGAAGAUGAAGAAGAGGAAGAAGAGGAAGAAGAAGAGGAAGAAGAGGGAGAGGCGAACGCUUCGAAAGCGCGAGUGUUGAAACAAAGGGGGAAAGCAAUGAUAUCCGCACAGAAGAAAUCUCGUGACAAAGACGCAUCUGACGCUCUCUCGAUCUGCCGCCUCAUGAAGGACCUGGUCUCUGACAGUUGGGAUGGCCUCCGUGCAGAGGAAGAAGCUGAAGAGGAAGAAGAUGAGGAAGAAUCUGAAGAGGAAGAAGCUGAAGAGGAAGAGGAGGGUGAAGAAGGAGGUGAAGAAGAAGGACUUCCCUCAAAGUUGCUCAAGUCUCUUCAGCGCGCGCAGAGGACGGAAGAAGAAGAGGUGGAUCCCUUCGAAGGAGUCUCUGAGCACUCGCUGUCUCUGUUGAAGAGCGAAGGCGACCGACGGAGAGCUGCUGCGAGUUCACAGGCUGACUCUGGAGAAGAAGGCGGGGACGCAGGCACUCGAGAGGUCGACGCACAGCUGGACGCCGCAAGUGCGGAUGCGCUCUCCUUUUCGUCACUCCUCACUUCGCUCUCGACGACAACGAGUCGCAGCGGCCUCCGGAAGCAGCUGGAGUCGCUGGCGCGGCCUCGUGCGGCCUCCGCCGCCGCGUCGUCUGUUCGCGGGAGCGACGAGACAGCGGUCGACGCGGACGUCGUGCAGGAGCCUCUCGGACCUACGCAACAGAAAGCGCUGCUGCGGUCGGCCGCGUACGCGGAGGCGAAGGAAACUGCGAAAAAGUGGACGCGCGUCGUCCAGCGAAACCAACAAGCGGUGCAGCUUCAGCUGGGUGUCUCGACGGCGCGCAGCCGAGGCGGCGACGGUCGCGGCGAGGCGCCGACUGAAGUUCGCUCGCUGUCGCACGCGUUGUCGGAUUUCAAGGCGAACGACGCCUUCGAAGACGCCCUCCUCGCGGCCGUGAACGCAGACGGAGUUUCCGACCAGAAGCUGAAGGCAAGCGGCGGCCUGGGUCCGGCCGACGCCAUCAAGCGACAGGCGGAGCAGCGGCAAGUGGCGCGGCUGAAGUUUCUGCUCUUCACCGAGCAGAGACGCGCGCGCCGCCUGAAGCGAAUUAAGAGCAAGGUUUCUCGGAAGAAGCGCAAACAGGCGGAGCGCCGCGAAGAAGAGAAGAUCAUGGAGAAGCUGGAAGUAGGGAAUCCAGCUCUUGCGGAGGAACUCCGGAAAAAAUUCGAAGAGAAACGCGCAAAGAUGCGGCUGCUCCGCCAGCAAAACGCGCGCGCCAAGUGGGCGGCUCUCGCGGCCCGAUUUGGCGGCCGAGACGUUCAACAAGAAAUCAGCAGACAAAUGCAGCGCGAGGCGGACGAGCGGCGCACAGUGGAGCGUCUCGCCAGGCGGCGCCCAGGAUCCUCUGACGGCUCAGAGUCAGAGUCGGCAGAGUCGGCGGAGUCGGCGGAGAGCGAGGAAGAGCAGUCGGCGGGUGACAAGGCGCGACUGCUUCGAACGCUAUCGCGGGAGACAGCAGAUUUGCAGGAGGCGUUGCCAGACAAAGGAUUGCUGGCGCUUCCAUUUAUGCGGCGCGGCCUGGAGAAGCGGCGAGAACGGAACCGGCAGGAAAUCGAGAGACUGCGGAGACACGGAGAGAGCGAGGAGGACAGCGAGGGCGCGGACGAGGCGCUCGAGGCUGGAAGGAAGCCGAGUGGCGACGAGGACGCCAGCGACCUGGAAAGCACUCUGGACGAAACGGAGGCGCGCGAAGCUCGCGACGCAGUCGCUGAGGCAGAGGUCGAGAGAAGACCGACGCAGACAGGCAGACGGAAAAGGGCAGUGGACCUCGAUCCGAAGGCAGUGGAGGCCGCCGAGCAGGAACUUGAGGGGAAGUUUCAGUUCUUCGAGCUGAACGAAGCAGACGGCUCGGAGACCCAAGCGUCUCCGAAGGACGCUGGCAAAGCUGGCGCAGGGGAGCAAAGGGCGUUUGCUUCCUCUGCUGCUGCACGCGCGUUCUUCCAGGCGGAGCUGGAGAAAGAAGAGAAGCGCCGAGAAGAAGCCGCGACGAAGCGAAGCCGGGAGGCACACGCGACCGCCUGGGCGCAAGCAGAGCGCUCCGGAGGCAGCGAGCGCGAGAGACAACGCGAGCUCGAACGGAGUGCAGAAGCGGCCAAUCCGUGGCUGCGUCCACAGAAAAAGCGCAAAGUUUCCAUGGCGGGAACGCAGGUCGAGGAGACGGCGCAGCAGCUCCAGAAACUCCUGAACGACGAAGAGUCUUCAGCCUCCGAGGCGGAGGGCGCCCGGCCGGCGUCAAAUCUGCGGGGGAAGACCGAGAGGGAAGCCCAACGCGAAUUGAUUCAACAGGCCUUCGUCUGCGAUGAAGACGCAGAAGAAGAGUUCAUCCAGGAACAAGAAGAGGAAAACAAGAAAGAGGAAGACGGAGAUUUCCUGCCCGGCUGGGGCUCGUGGCACGGCCAUGGCGUGCGGCCGCGCAAGCGCCCGGAGCCUUCCCAGGCACAGAAGACGGCGCAAGCAGAAAAGAAAAAGAAGUCCACCGUCUUCAUCAACUGCACGCUCGACCGGAAAGCCGCUAAAUACUUCGUCCCCGAGUUGCCGCGGCCGUACACUGCGAAGGACCAGUAUGAGUCGACUUUGCGCCACCCCACAGGUCCGGAAUGGAAUACAUCGGCGGUUUUCAACCGACUCAUCGCUCCGAAAAUCAACGUCCGAGUUGGAGCUGUCCUGCCGCCGCUGCAAGUGGCGCGGAAACUCUUGGAACCUGCACAGCGAGACGCGCUGCUGGACGCUUGGGAUUCGAAAGCGAGUCGAAAACAGAGAACGAAGACUCGGCUUUAGAAGAGAUCCUCUCCCUCAACGGCUCUUGUUUUUCUACCACGCUUCACCCUUUCUCUCUCCACUUUUUCUCUUUUCCCCGACUUGCCAUCUGCUUCGCCUGUCUUUUCCUCUUGACUUCUUCUGCCUCGGUCGUCCUGCUCGGUCUCUCUCUGUCUCUCUCUGUCUCUCGAACCUUCUGUGGUGUCGGCGCCUGGCGCUCGGUGCGUCGCUUCGCUGGGCGAACUUUCAGAGCCGCCGGAGAGGGGGGGGACUCGCCGGGUCUCUUCUCUCGCUUGCAUGCAGCGAACACAAAUAAGUUCAGUCGAUGCCGAAUUCGUUCGCUUCUUCGUUAGACCCAGCGGAUCGAACCUUCUCAACACCGAGGGCGCUUCUUGUCUCCGACUCACGAAAACUUGAAGCCGGCAGCAACACAAACGAGUGCCAUUCAAAGAGCCACAGUCCCCUAGCCACUUUCAUGCUGUGCAGUGAGGGCAAUGCCAUAUAUAUAUCGAGCCGCAGAACAAAUGAAGGCAUACCCGUGUAAAAGAGCAGGCACGCACAUGUGUGUGCAUGCACGGGCAUGUUCGAAUAAAAGCCGUUGACGCGUUUCGAUGAACCCAACCAAGCUGCCCCCCACCUGGAAAGAUUGACAAGAAAGCUCAAAAGAGCUCUGCAUUUCGAGACGAAGCUUCACAGACUCCUGUCCUCUCUAGCUCGCUGGAGCAGCUCGUCACCAACGGGCGUGUGUCGCACUUCUGAUACAUAUUCGUAUAGAGACAAAUAUACUUCCAUAAAAAUUCUCAAACGUUCUACUAUGUUUGGACUACAUAUGUACAGAAGGAGAUGCACACUGCGCUGCGAGUGCGGUGUCCGUCCGUUUUAGUGCCGUUCCGUUUAAUGCUUGUACUUUUCCUCGCCGCCGCUGCAGCAUCGUCUUGACUAGAGAAGCUCACAAUCUGUAACGGCGGUUGUGUUUCUUUGUCGCUUCUCCUUUCGCUCCGU